Molecule: messenger RNA, 5114 nt
Organism: Symbiodinium necroappetens
Lineage: Eukaryota; Dinophyceae; Suessiales; Symbiodiniaceae
Source: the annotation of a GenBank genome assembly
GUGAGCUUAAUGAUGUCGAAAUUCUGGACCGGAUCAGCGAGCGGUUCGCCGAACUUGAGGCGAGCGUCUCGCCCGUUCCACUCCUCGAAGCCCGAAUCAGCGAGUUAGAUCGCUUGGUGAAGGCUCUCAUCACGCAGCGCGGUGGCGAAACCUUGGAGAUUAAUGUCGACGAAUAUUUUCCACACGUACGUUUGGCAGAGGCUGGCAUCAACAUAUCAGAACAUGAUGAGCAUGAUUCCGCGCUGAAGUUUCCCACGAUCAGCGGCAAGGAGUUUGAGUCGGAAGUGUCCAAGUUGUCGAGACGACGGUCGAGCUUCGAUCCCCCAAAGAUGGACACGAUUACCGAAAAGGUCCUCGACACGCAAACCAAAGAGUACUACAGAUUCGGCGAGUCGACGUGGGAUCUCUUUCUCUUCAUCGGCACGGGUGCUCUAGGUCCCUUGGGCUCUUGUCAAACCUUCGUGCUGGCCGUGGUCAAUGUCAUCAUGCAGAUCGUGUUCGUUGGCAUCGCCUGGUACAACUUCCUGGAGCCUGAGGUGGACGAAAGGUCGAUUCUGGAUGCUCUCCGUUGGCGCCGUUCCUCAGGACACGCCCUCAGUGAAUAUGACGCGCAGUCCCAGACUUCCCUCGCAGAGCGGGUCUGCUCGCUUGACAAGUCAUUGCACAUCUCCGGGCUGCAGGUAUCUCUACUGGAUAACAUUCGCAAGUAUGUGAAGCCUGACGCCGUUGGCUUUGAGGCCGUCUUCACAGGGCAGAUGCUCUGUCUGGUUGCUUUGGUAUGCUGGUACCUGAUGGUUGCCAAGGAGAUCAACCAUGCUCUGGCUCUGCACCGCGGGAUCAUGGCGCUUCCUCGGGGACCGACCAAGAUCAUCAGCAGAGAGAAUCCCUUCACCCUCGUUACGCACUACAGGUUCCUGUCAAUUCCGUACCGUCGCAAAGUCAUCAGCAGCUUCCUCCUGGCGUACAGGCUGUUUGCGGCCUGUCUGCUGAUCUACGUCGGGACAUUCUUUCUGGUGUACACAGUGAAUGUGACGGAGCUGAUCCUCAACGCAGUUGCCUUGGGCAUCAUCCUGGAUAUUGACGAUGCCGGGCUGCGAACUAGGCCCUUUUGUGGCCCUCCUCCUCGGUCAUCGUCUCUCCAGGUAGGAGACGUAGUCUACCUAACCCUGCGAUCUGAUGGAUCGGAUUUGCCGAUUUGCGGCUGGGUCGUUGAGCUAGUUGGUGAUGAUGUGAUUGUGGCGACGAAAGCGAACGCAGUGAAGAACGUGAAGCAGAAAGCCUCGGCCUCCUCUGGCGAUUCAUCCUCCAGUGCCUUUGUUCGUGUUCCCAAGGAAACAGUGGUCCUUAGCCUGCCUGAAGAAUGGUCGGGAUUGAAGACCAAAGAUCUUCCCGCGCUGGGAGUAUGCCAACUUGCCUGGAAGAAGAUGACCGCCACCGACCUCGAGAGCAGCGAGGCGGAGGCUCCUACAGCUACAAAGGCCAAGCCCAAGAAGACUUCUCUCCCUCGCCACUUGGCGGGCCUCAAAGAGCUCUACCAGGUUCCGGACGACGCAGACGACGACGACGACGAGGACGACACAGACGACGAGCUGGUCGAGGGUCGACUUGCAACGGGCUUUCUUCCCCCGGGACGAGGGUCCAAGAGGGACAAGCCGAAGAAGGAGCGCCAGGACAAGACCGAGAAGAAGGGGUUGCGCGAAGCCGUUCUGAAAAGUUUGGCUGCCGGCGAGGAUGCGUCCAACCUUCUCCCCAUGGUGAUGAUGACGCUGCUCUUGGACAAGGACGAAGAGAAAAGCAGCCGAUCCAGGAAGGCCAGGUCUUCCAACGACCUGCUUGGUGGUUCCGGCUCAGACAGUUCGGACGACGACGACGUCGGCCUGAAGACCAAGGGCCUUCGUGCGGUGACCACCCUUCAUCGGCUUCACGAGCAGAUCCAAAGGCGGCCGAAGAAGGUUUGCGAGAUCUUCGAGCGCGAGGUCAUCGAGGAGAUGGGCAUCGUUCCGGGACAAGCGUGGACCCUCCGGGACUUCGUGAAGAAGCAGAAUUGGGGCCGCUUCAAAGGGCUGAUGAGGUGUGCGAUGAUGGACGUUGCAGUGUACGAGCUGUUGAGAGCAGGCAAGGCCGAUACAGCAGCGGCGCAAACCGUGCAGAACCUCAAGGCCAAGACCCAGGCCGUCUUCUUGCAGGGCGGGGACUGGACUACGGCGUGGUUGCUGACAGGACUCCCAGAUCCUCUCGUGAGAAAGGAAUGGGCUGGAAGCAAGGAGGAGAUGACGAUCGUCAGCGGCUACGUGGACGCCCUGCACAAGCUCAAGAAGAAGGUGCGGGAAGCCCAGAGCUCCGGAGUGGCCGACGGAGAAGACGACGCGGUGGAGGGCGACAGCAAGGCUUGUCAAUGGUGGGCCAAGGCCUUCGUAAACACGUUUGUGGCCUGGUCAAACUUUGUGGUUUUGGGUUGCCCUCGUCCGGGUGGUAGUGGCUACGAGCCGCGAGUUGCCUAUCGGAGUUCAGCUGACGCUCGGAUGUUUGCUGACGGGCUGCUUGGCGAGGUGGAGGAAUUUGCUAGUUUGGAGUUAGCCUUAGGCACAAUAGAGUGUGAAGGCAAGCGUGGUGCAGUGCAGAGUCUCGUGUCCCGCCUCCAGACAGCAGUUGAUGCAUGCUACGGCACCGCUCCAAUUCAGGCUGGAGCGACGGUGCCCACCACGGCCCUCGCCGUGUCUGCGGCGCGGUUGGCGGUCCCGGAGACUGCUGGAAAGGUUGAUCCUCUUGAUUGGCUUCCUGAGGACCAGAAGGCGGUGUUUGCAGAUUUGGCGCAAGUGCGAUUACCCGAGCAUGCGUGGGAGGAUGUAGUCGUCGCUUGCCACCGUGUGCCGCAGGCCGAAGAAGCAGAGGUGGCGGAGAAACUGUUGGCCACCAGCAUGGCUAUGCUCAUUCCUGAAGACGAUCUUCCUCGUGAUCAGGCCUGUCACGAGGCCAUCUUGCGCAAACACGGAGUGCUAGACCCUCAGCAGACACUGGUGUACGGGGACUUUGUGCCAGCAUCCGACCUUUGGCAGGGCGUCUACUUAGAUGACUUGUUGGUCACGAAGCGGGUGACCCUCUCAGAUCCCAUCCCUUUGGAUGGCACCUUUGAACCGCCUGCCGCUCAGGUCGACGACGAGGACAUCGAGAUCAUCACUCGGGCUGAGGUUGUGUACGAGGAGGCUGGAUUGCAACGCGCUACACACAAAGCUUUUCGGGCGCAGACUGCUUUUAAGGCCUGGGGUGGCGAGCUAGAUGGUAUUCGAGGCCGAGUCGGAGCCCCGCUAGCCAUUCGUCGUGAAGUUUGGACCCUGAUACGCUGUAUCGUGUCUUCAGGCUGGGCCACGACAGCGAUCUUGCAGCAGGUUUUGGGCUUUGUAGCGUUUGCCUGUCAGUUUCGGAGAGAGCUAUUUUGCCUACAGCAUAGGAUUUACAAGUACGUGUCCGAAAUGCCAGCGACUCGUUGGGUGCGACUCCCGGCCUAUGUGAUCGAUGAGCUGCGUAGCAUAUCUCUUCACCUCCCGUUUGCAGUGUGGAAGAUGAGGCGGGAGAUCAUGACGAGCCUCCUCGCCACCGAUGCGACCCCAACUUCAGGUGGGGGUGUGCGAGCCGAAGUUCCCGCUGCGCUUGCAGAAGAGUUGUGGAGGCGAUCCGAGAUCAAGGGCGCCCCAGUGCGCCUCGAUCGGAGUGAUGCUUUCAACUUCGGGAUGCCAGAGCCUCAGGAAACUUCGCAGUUUGCGAGCCUCGUGUCGGAAGUCCUGGAGUGGCGGACGACUAGUGGCACGGCUGUGCAGUUCGUGGUGCCCCACAGGACGGAGCAGUUCGUACCGGCUCAACGGGAUCAUGCGAGGCAUGGUGUUUGGGAGUGGCAGUCAAAUCACGGCUGCGCACCGCGAGGUGCAGUGGUUGUGGUUGAGACCUCCGUGGUGUUGGGAAAUUUGUGGUGGGAAGUCGCCCUGACUCUUGCUGAGAAGAUCACUGAAGCAGGACGGGCGGCGAAACUGCGUGAUGUCACCCUCACCCCCGAGUACCGGCGCCACCUCGUGGACGGUGGACAAAUGGUUGGAAAGGGCAGUGGACCUAUUGCAUCAACAAGGAGCAUUGUUGAAGUCCACAUGGUCAGCUUUGCGGGCAUGGCGGCUCCCGAGCUAGCUGAGGGUGUGGGCCUAGUGAUUUCGAUCAAGCAGGUGAAGACCCGGCGUGUUUGGGCGCAACAAUUCGUUAUCGUUGAGGCGUCGGUGGUCUCAGCUGGUCAGCGAUGCGCUCAAGCUGUUGAGGCUCUGGGAGUGCAUGCCCUUGCAAAGGCACCUGCCAGAGCGACGGAGGAUGCAGGCGGUCCCGGUUUGGGACGCGGCACACCUCGGCCGGCCGAUGCCAACCCUGCCAGUGAGCAGGCCGCUGCAGCCGCGGCGGAAUCAGUGAUGGUCGCCGCCCAAAGUGCAGCUAGAGAACUUGGUGCGGACGCGGUGGAAGGCGGGCUCUCGGCAGCUGAACUCCUCGAGAACCCUAGCAGCCGAGCCAGCGCGGCACGGUGGCGAGCAGGAGACCCGCGCCGCCGGAUCACGGCGACUUUGGCCAGAGUAGUGCAGUCCCUUCAAGAAUGGAGUGGACGUGGAGUUGGAGCCGGGCUUUCUCGUCAUCCUCCUCCUGUCUGUCCUCGCCCAGUACAUCAGGGAGGGGCCACUUUGCAGCCGGAGUUGCGCUGGUGGCGGUUGCCGAGCCUGCCAAGCUGGAUCCCAAGAUUGAAAUAUAGGACCGUGGUUCUGCUGGUGCUGAUCCUUUUGUUUCCAAAGGUCGCCUCUCUCAUCGUGGCACUAAUGAUCCGCUUCCUUUGCAGAGCUCUCGUCGGUCUGAUUGCGACCCUCAUCAAAGAAGUGGGUGGGCAAGCAAUGUUGGCAGCUGCCGAUGCAGAGCAGCAGCUGGUGGACUUCUUGUACGUCCAACUGGGGUGGGGGCCUGGUACUCCUCCAGCUCCCCCGCCUCCUUUGUUUACGGCUGGGCCUCCAGUGUCUCCACCUCCGGCACCGACUCCCGCCCAAACCCGCCCUGUCGACCUCCUCAUCGUGCUCAUGUUGGGCGCCAGCAGCCACUGA